Rotaria sp. Silwood1 is the source of this 432-nucleotide messenger RNA. Lineage: Eukaryota; Metazoa; Rotifera; Eurotatoria; Philodinida; Philodinidae. The record is from the annotation of a GenBank genome assembly.
AUGAUGAAUACAAUAAUAGAUAAAUUUAAUAUUGAAUGUAUUACUUAUUUAAAUAGUCGUUUAUUUGAAAUAUUAUCAAUAUUAAUUGAUAAAAAAAUAUUUGAACAUUAUUUAAAUGAAUAUAAACAAUGUUUAGAUGAACAAAUGAAUUUUAUUCAUUAUAUUAAUGAACAAAUUGAAUCAUUAAAUUUUUUAAAAUUUUAUGAAAUUUCUAUUGAUAAAUUUCUUGAACGUUUAAAAUUUAUACAUGAAUAUGAAUUAAAACAAAAUGAAAUAUUUGAACAAAUUUUACAUGAAUUAACUAAUAUAAAUUCUUCAAAUAAAGAAAAACGUCAACAACUUCUAGAAAAAAUUGAUGAACUUAUUACUUAUAAAAUUAAAUUGAUCAACACUGAUAAAACAAUAAAUGAUACAUUCAAAAAAUAUUCAUAA